AGCAAAAGAUUCUAAAGAGUCACACCCACGCGCAACAAAGACGCGUGGCUAAGUAUGGGGGUUGGCCCUUUCAACAUUGUUUAUGGAAAGAUCAGCCAAUAAGCCAAAAACUAAGGCCAAAACCCACCCUCGACCGUUCACUUCUCGACGCCGGUGAUCCAUUACCACCCCAAAUUCAACCUAUUCUUCAUUAUUAUUGCUAUUUCGUCACCUUAAUCUCGUCCAUUUUUCUGGGGUUCCUUCCAAUUGUAAGGGGCUAAAACUGGAAGGAUAUCCCAGAAUUUUUUAAAGGCCAAAUAUGGAUGGACACCCUGCUAUAUCCUUUCAGAGAUCUGCUCCAAGACAAUUGGGUGCCUCUGGAGCUCUGUCUUCAUCCUUGCCAGUCCUUCCCAACACCUUGGAAGAGAAGUAUCCUAAAUUGCCCGACUCCCAGCAGGUGUCCAUGGAAAGAGAGCUUGUUACUGAUCCUUUGGUCUUUCAUUCAAAUACAUUGUCAUCCAGCAGUAAAAUUGCUGGUCAUAUAUUCUCAUCUUCAUCAGGAUACUCUACGGAUGUUCAUUUCUCUUCUAACUCCCAUGAAAAAUAUUCAAGUAACUGUCCAUAUAUUUCUCCACCUGCUAGCAACGGAUCAUCAUUGGGUUUAGUGCCUUCUGUUCACACAGAACUUAUUCAUUCAUCGGCUUCUAGUAAUUAUACUAGAGGACACAACAACCUCUCGUGGUGCUCAGAUUCAGGACCAAGUUUCCCUGAUUUCCCCUCCCACACCUCCAUGCCGAAUGGUCACAUCCAGGAAAAUGGUGAUUGUGGCAGUAAUCUUGUAACACAUGAAGACCUUGUCAAGCGAAAUGAUUGGCAAGAAUGGGCAGAUCAGCUAAUCACUGAUGACGAAUCUUUAAGUUCUAAUUGGAGUGAGCUGCUUAUUGAUACCAGUGCUGCUGACCAUGGCAUGAAGAUGUCAAACCAACUAGUUAAUUCGACCUCAAAUUUGUUGUUGCACCCAACGCAAAGUCAGCAGCAGCUUUCUGCAUCUUCGGCAGAAGCAGCUGCAGUUGCUGGCCCAUCUUCUGCAGCUAGUGCCUCAUCCAAGGCACGGAUGCGCUGGACACCAGAACUUCAUGAAGCCUUUGUGGAAGCAGUCAGUAAACUGGGUGGCAGUGAAAGAGCUACUCCUAAAGGUGUUUUGAAGCUGAUGAAGGUUGAAGGCUUAACCAUCUAUCACGUAAAAAGCCACCUGCAGAAAUAUAGAACAGCUCGAUACAGGCCAGAGCCCUCUGAAGGAUCGUCUGAGAAUUUGUCAACUCCUCUUGCGGACUUGUCAUCCCUAGACUUGAAAGCGGGUAUGGAUCUCACAGAAGCAUUAAGGCUACAGAUGGAAGUUCAGAAGCGCUUGCAUGAGCAACUCGAGAUUCAAAGAAAUCUACAGCUGCGGAUAGAAGAGCAAGGGAGAUACCUCCAGAAGAUGCUGGAGAAGCAGUCCAAAUCUAGUGCUGACAAGCUCAAGAUUGGUUCUUUGACAGUGGAAGAGUCUCCAUCGCAGACAUCAUCACCAAUAACUGGGCAAGGAGAAAAAGGUCCAGAGGGUGCAUCUUUUCAAGAUCAAAAUGACACUGGUAAGUCAACUGAUGCUCCCUCAACUCCUGGUGACACUUCUGAGAAAUCGGGAAGGGGAGAAGAAAAGGCACCCAGAACCAUAAUUGUUGAGCAUCAAAACCCUUAUGAUAAAGAAUUGUCGGAUCUGCAACCAUCAAAACGCAGUAAAAGGACCGAGCCAACUUUAUCAGCAUCUUCAAAACCCCCCGAAGACUGAAAAAACCAUAUCACCAUUGCAGGAAAUCGGUGUCUUCUGUUCGAUCUUAAUCUUAUGUAGUGUGGUAACACGAGUUAUAGUAGUAACUCUUCAUUGACUUCAGUACCACUGAAUACUGAUGGAGUAAGAUGGGAAUAUGCAGACGUUCCUUUCCCUAAUCUACUUGGAAAUUCCAUCUAGAUAAAAGGAAAUGUGGGCAGUAGUUUUCUGUAUUUUAGUUGAUCAUGGCACCUGAUGGCUCAUUUAUAUUUCUGAGCCUGUAAUUUAUACUGUCAAAGUAAAUACUGAGUAAUGCAGUUCAGGUGUCACCUAGCUGUUUUCUUUUGGUUUACUAGAGAUUAUUAUUAUUAUUAUUAUAUAGUAAUAAAGCCGUAGCACCAUAUAAACAAGUUCUACGUUCCCCUGUACAGUGAUUAUGUUUCCCAUGGAAAUGAAUGAGAUGACUUUUUGACA
Molecule: messenger RNA, 2260 nt
Organism: Spinacia oleracea (spinach)
Lineage: Eukaryota; Viridiplantae; Streptophyta; Magnoliopsida; Caryophyllales; Amaranthaceae
Product: protein PHOSPHATE STARVATION RESPONSE 1
Exons: 8
Coding region: 299-1807 (502 amino acids)
Molecular function (GO): DNA binding; DNA-binding transcription factor activity
Source: RefSeq, a predicted model, not a curated record